Procambarus clarkii (red swamp crayfish) is the source of this 2841-nucleotide messenger RNA. Lineage: Eukaryota; Metazoa; Arthropoda; Malacostraca; Decapoda; Cambaridae. The record is from RefSeq and is a predicted model, not a curated record.
AUGCGGCAUCACGCCCACAGAGGGCACCACGGUACACGAUGCGGCAUCACGCCCACAGAGGGCACCACGGUACACGAUGCGGCAUCACGCCCACAGAGGGCACCACGGUACACGAUGCGGCAUCACGCCCACAGAGGGCACCACGGUACACGAUGCGGCAUCACGCCCACAGAGGGCACCACGGUACACGAUGCGGCAUCACGCCCACAGAGGGCACCACGGUACACGAUGCGGCAUCACGCCCACAGAGGGCACCAUGGUACACGAUGCGGCAUCACGCCCACAGAGGGCACCACUGUACACGAUGCAGCAUCACGCCCACAGAGGGCACCACGGUACACGAUGCAGCAUCACGCCCACAGAGGGCACCACGGUACACGAUGCAGCAUCACGCCCACAGAGGGCACCACGGUACACGAUGCAGCAUCACGCCCACAGAGGGCACCACGGUACACGAUGCAGCAUCACGCCCACAGAGGGCACCACGGUACACGAUGCGGCAUCACGCCCACAGAGGGCACCACGGUACACGAUGCAGCAUCACGCCCACAGAGGGCACCACGGCCAAAUGAGAAACGUCCAAUUUCUACGCUGUUCCUUCACAUCAACCCACCAGAUCUUCACACCAACCCACCAGACCUUCACACCAACCCACCAGACCUUCACACCAACCCACCAGACCUUCACACCAACCCACCAGACCUUCACACCAACCCACCAGACCUUCACAUCAACCCACCAGACCUUCACACCAACCCACCAGAUCUUCACACCAACCCACCAGACCUUCACACCAACCCACCAGACCUUCACACCAACCCACCAGACCUUCACAUCAACCCACCAGACCUUCACACCAACCCACCAGAUCUUCACAUCAACCCACCAGACCUUCACACCAACCCACCAGACCUUCACACCAACCCACCAGACCUUCACACCAACCCACCAGACCUUCACAUCAACCCACCAGACCUUCACACCAACCCACCAGACCUUCACAUCAACCCACCAGACCUUCACACCAACCCACCAGAUCUUCACAUCAACCCACCAGACCUUCACACCAACCCACCAGACCUUCACACCAACCCACCAGACCUUCACACCAACCCACCAGAUCUUCACAUCAACCCACCAGACCUUCACACCAACCCACCAGACCUUCACACCAACCCACCAGACCUUCACACCAACCCACCAGACCUUCACACCAACCCACCAGAUCUUCACAUCAACCCACCAGACCUUCACACCAACCCACCAGACCUUCACACCAACCCACCAGACCUUCACACCAACCCACCAGACCUUCACAUCAACCCACCAGACCUUCACACCAACCCACCAGACCUUCACAUCAACCCACCAGACCUUCACACCAACCCACCAGAUCUUCACAUCAACCCACCAGACCUUCACACCAACCCACCAGACCUUCACACCAACCCACCAGACCUUCACACCAACCCACCAGAUCUUCACAUCAACCCACCAGACCUUCACACCAACCCACCAGACCUUCACACCAACCCACCAGACCUUCACACCAACCCACCAGACCUUCACACCAACCCACCAGAUCUUCACAUCAACCCACCAGACCUUCACACCAACCCACCAGACCUUCACACCAACCCACCAGACCUUCACACCAACCCACCAGAUCUUCACAUCAACCCACCAGACCUUCACACCAACCCACCAGACCUUCACACCAACCCACCAGAUCUUCACAUCAACCCACCAGACCUUCACACCAACCCACCAGACCUUCACACCAACCCACCAGACCUUCACACCAACCCACCAGACCUUCACAUCAACCCACCAGACCUUCACACCAACCCACCAGACCUUCACACCAACCCACCAGACCUUCACACCAACCCACCAGAUCUUCACAUCAACCCACCAGACCUUCACACCAACCCACCAGACCUUCACACCAACCCACCAGACCUUCACACCAACCCACCAGAUCUUCACAUCAACCCACCAGACCUUCACACCAACCCACCAGAUCUUCACAUCAACCCACCAGACCUUCACACCAACCCACCAGACCUUCACACCAACCCACCAGACCUUCACACCAACCCACCAGACCUUCACACCAACCCACCAGACCUUCACACCAACCCACCAGACCUUCACACCAACCCACCAGACCUUCACACCAACCCACCAGACCUUCACACCAACCCACCAGAUCUUCACAUCAACCCACCAGACCUUCACACCAACCCACCAGACCUUCACACCAACCCACCAGACCUUCACACCAACCCACCAGACCUUCACACCAACCCACAAGAUCUUCACAUCAACCCACCAGACCUUCACACCAACCCACCAGACCUUCACACCAACCCACCAGACCUUCACACCAACCCACCAGAUCUUCACAUCAACCCACCAGACCUUCACACCAACCCGCCAGACCUUCACACCAACCCACCAGACCUUCACACCAACCCACCAGACCUUCACACCAACCCACCAGACCUUCACACCAACCCACCAGACCUUCACACCAACCCACCAGAUCUUCACAUCAACCCACCAGACCUUCACACCAACCCACCAGACCUUCACACCAACCCACCAGACCUUCACACCAACCCACCAGAUCUUCACACCAACCCACCAGACCUUGAAAAAAACAUGCUCAAUCGUUUCCGUCCUCCUCGGUGGAGAGCGAAGGAAGAACCACUGCCUGGAGCCAGUCCUCAAGGGCUGACGACGACUCCCAGAUACAGUUAUAGAGAUUUAGUAAAUACUGAGAUGCCCAUGAAGGGAGAUGGUGAAGCAUCUCAUAAUGUCAUCCGAGCCCACUGA